AUGACGGUUCAUUAUCUCUACCUAAAACAUUUAACAAUACGUUUGAUCGCAUUAAUCAGCUUAAUUUCUCUGGGUGGCGCUAUUUAUUUUCCAAACGUAUACCCAAGAAUAGAUGUAAAUGUAAAACUGCCAGAAAACAUUGACAAACCUCUUAUAAUUACACCAUAUUUAAACAAAGGUCAAAUAGCCCUUGCUCAGAAUCUCUCUCGAGUAUCUAUAACGGAUAAAAUUGGAUUUCGAAGUCAUGCUGGUUUCUUUACAGUUUGUGAAAAGUAUAAAUCUAAUUUGUAUUUUUGGUACUUCCCGCCAUUUUCAAAAGUGGAAUCGGCGCCAAUCAUUCUAUGGCUCCAAGGCGGACCUGGUGGCAGUUCACUUUUCGGGCUGUUCGAGGAACUGGGACCAUUGAAAGCCAAGAAAGAAGGUUUUGCAUUGAGAAAAUAUCACUGGGCUUUAGAUUAUCAUUUAAUUUUCAUUGAUAAUCCUGUAGGCACUGGAUUUAGCUUUACACAGAAUAGUCAAGGUUACUGUAACAAUGAGGAUUGUGUUGCACAAGGUCUGUUCAGCAGUUUGCAACAAUUUCUUAAACUUUUCCCUCAUCUGAGAUACAAUGACAUGUACCUCACUGGGGAAUCGUAUGCUGGCAAAUAUAUACCAACCCUAGCUAUGAAAAUACAUGAAGAAAAUGCAGUGAAUAUAGGAAAUGACAAAAUAAAUCUUAAGGGGCUUGCUAUGGGUAAUGCAUACUGUGAUCCUAUCAACCAGUUAGAUUAUGGAAACUACCUUUACCAACAUGGUUUAAUAGACAAUAAUCAGUUGAAAGUUUUUCUGAAAUAUCAAGAAGAAAUAACUAAACAAAUUAAGAAACAAAAUUGGGAACAAGCUGAUGUUCUCAUGGACAGAUUAAUGAAUGGCCAAUUAAAUGCAUUCUCUUAUUUUAAUUUAUAUACAGGCUUUGAAUAUUACUAUAAUUUUUUACAGUCAAAACACUUUGAGGAUGAUGGUGUGUUAAAAUCUAUACUGCAAAAUGUCAAUAUAAGGCUUGGUAUGCAUGUUGGUGGGCUCCCGUUCAGUGAUGGGGAGAAUGUUCAGUUACAUUUAUCAUAUGACAUCAUGAAAUCUGUUGCACCAUUGGUUGCAGAACUGUUGCAACAUUACCGCAUUAUGUUCUAUAAUGGACAAUUAGAUAUUAUUGUUGCUUAUCCACUGACUGAGAAUUUCUUGAAUAAUUUGGAUUAUCCAGGUUCUAAGCUAUACAAGGAUGCUCUCAGGUACAUUUGGAAAGUUGGCGAUCAAGUGGCUGGUUAUGUGAAGAUUGCAGGGAACUUAACUGAUGUGUUGGUACGCAAUUCUGGUCAUAUGGUGCCCAAAGAUCAACCGAAAUGGGCUCUUGAUAUGAUUCGAAGGUUUAUAAAUAAUAAAUAUUGGUUUAACUAG
Molecule: messenger RNA, 1434 nt
Organism: Arctia plantaginis
Lineage: Eukaryota; Metazoa; Arthropoda; Insecta; Lepidoptera; Erebidae
Source: the annotation of a GenBank genome assembly